Molecule: messenger RNA, 360 nt
Organism: Lingula anatina
Lineage: Eukaryota; Metazoa; Brachiopoda; Lingulata; Lingulida; Lingulidae
Product: deoxynucleoside triphosphate triphosphohydrolase SAMHD1
Biological process (GO): dGTP catabolic process; defense response to virus; regulation of innate immune response
Cellular component (GO): nucleus
Molecular function (GO): dGTPase activity; protein binding
Source: RefSeq, a predicted model, not a curated record
ACUCCUUCCGGUGGCAUGGCAGCUCUCAAGCGAAAGAGUGAACCUUUCGCUGACAGCGAAGAAGCUUGGGAAAAGAAGCCAAAAGCUAUGUCGAUGUCUUUCAAAAAGUGGGGAGUUGAAGAAGUGUGUGAUUUCCUCACGCAGAAUGAGUUGGAUGCAGUUAUACCGUUGUUCAAAGCUGAAGCAAUAUCCGGUUCAGUCCUUCCUGACCUAACAGAAGAACAGCUGGCAAAAAUAGGAGUGGCCUGUUUGGGAACAAGACUUACAAUACUUCAAAUUAUCAAGCACUUACAAGGCAAAAGAGAGGAAGAAGAAGCCCAAUCUAAUGGCUUUGGUACUUCCCUACACCUUCAUUUAAAG